Hypomesus transpacificus is the source of this 3014-nucleotide messenger RNA. RefSeq names its product TBC1 domain family member 15-like. Gene Ontology annotation, biological process: activation of GTPase activity. Lineage: Eukaryota; Metazoa; Chordata; Actinopteri; Osmeriformes; Osmeridae. The record is from RefSeq and is a predicted model, not a curated record. Gene Ontology annotation, molecular function: GTPase activator activity. The transcript has 16 exons. Bases 48 to 2075 code for a protein of 675 amino acids.
CGUGUUCAGUGCGCGUCACUGUAAACACAAAUUCGACAUCAGGUGACAUGGCGACUUCAGCGAACUUUAAGGUGGUUUUUGAAAAGGAAGGUGUGUUUAUGCACACGGACUCGGAGAUAAUCGAUGGACAGGACUCCCUUACAUCUGGGCGUUUGCAAGUCAUUGAUAAAAGUGGGGAAGUGGUGGUGGAGUUAAAUCCAGAGGAAGCCCGUACCCCCUCCAGCAGGAAGCUUGAGCCUCAGCUGAGCUGUGAGGCAGAGUGGGAUCUGCUCAAUGCUGUCUACUACCGGAGGGGCCCAGAGCCCUGCAGCACUGAAACAGGUGUGCCCAAGCAGGCUUUUAGUUUUAGUCUGAGUGUCCUGGACUAUAUCAGAGUGAAGGAAGAGGGCUGGUCCUACCUUGAACUCACCCUGAAGGACUACAACAAAACAGCCCUGAAGAACCACAGUUCCCAGACUCAUACUCUCCACUUUCACCAAGGAGGAUGCCAGGCCUUCCUGGAUACCCUGAGGAGAUAUGUAGCACUCAUUCCGUCUCCCAGUGAUGCGUCUCGUCUCCAGGUCAAGUCCCAUGGAGCGGCUAUGGCCCAGUCCUUUGAGAACCUGCUGGACGACGCCACUUUCGGACUCCUCCAGAAAUUUAAAGACGACCCAAUAACUGCAACAAUGGGAGGCCUUUCCAAAGUCACCCACUACCUCUUUGAUGCCUUCAAAGGACCAGACAUGGAGCUCCACCAAGGGCCUGCUGAGGAACUAUUCCAGGGCCUCGAUGCAGAGCUGCAGCAGGGGCCUGCCAGAGGGUCAUCAGACCUGCUGAGUGAUCACCUCCCAGGUCUGGACUUUAACCAACAGGAAGAGCCAGGCUUCGAGGUCAUCACCAGGGUGGACCUGGGUUCCAGGCCGCGGGUGCUGCGGAGGGACCCGGUGACGGAGGAGGAGUGGAGCGGCUACAUGGACCAGCAGGGACGACUCACUGACGUCAACAAACUCAAACACAGCAUCUUCAGAGGGGGCCUGAGUCCUGGCAUGAGGAAGGAGGGUUGGAGAGUUCUGCUGGGGUACUUCCCCUGGGACAGCACUCUGGAGGAGAGAACCAGCUUAACCAGGAGGAAGACGGAUGAGUACUUUAGGAUGAAGCUGCAGUGGAGGUCAGUGAGUAAGGAGCAGCAGAGACGCAACACCAGGCUGAGAGACCAUCAAAAUCAGAUAGAGAAGGAUGUGAACAGAACAGAUAGAAAUCACUGGUUCUACGAAGGGGACCAGGAGAACCCAGGCCUCAUCCUGCUGAACGACAUCCUCAUGACCUACUGCAUGUACGACUUUGACCUGGGGUAUGUGCAGGGUAUGAGUGACCUGUUGUCCCCUAUCCUCUACGUGAUGGAGGACGAGGUGGAGGCGUUCUGGUGCUUCACCUCCUACAUGCAGCAGCUGCACCACAACUUUGAAGAGCAAAUGCACGGCAUGAAGACUCAGCUAAGCCAGCUUGGCACUUUGCUACGGUUAUUGGACCCCACAUUCUGGAACUACCUGGAGGCAGAGGAUUCUGGGUACCUGUACUUCUGUUUCCGCUGGCUGCUGAUUCGCUUCAAGAGAGAGUUCAUCUUCCGUGACGUGCAGCGACUUUGGGAGGUCAUGUGGACAGGCCUGCCCUGCCAGAACUUUCACUUGCUGGUGUGUUGUGCCAUACUGGAUGCAGAGAAGCACACCAUCAUGAACGAAGGAUAUGGCUUCAAUGACAUCCUCAAGCACAUCAAUGACCUGGCAAUGAAGCUGGACCUGGAGGUAGUUUUGGCCAGGGCUGAGGUCUUCUAUGAGCAGCUCAGCACCUGUGAGGACAUCUCAGUGGUGGAGAUUCUGGGUUUGGACAAAGAACCAGAAUCAACAGAACGAGUCCAGACACCAAGGCCCCCUGAAGCGCAGACACCAGGGACAGGCGGGCAAGAGGUUCCAGAACCUUCUCAGUCCACAGAACUUGGCUUUCCAGAACGAUCCACAGAGCAACAGGAUCCGGUCGUAGACCGCAACCCGGACAGCAGCACACUUCUCCGCGAGGCGGGAAGCGACGUUACAAGCUAGCCUCCAUAUCAUAGCACCGUCCUCCAGCACACCUCCUCACUUUCCUGGACAGAGACUGCUGUCUGGUGCUGUGGGUUGCCAAGAAGAGGAAUUUCCUUUGACGGUUCAGAUUUAUUAUUACAAGAUUCUGAUUGGUGGUAACUUCCUGUCAGUCAUCCAAUCAGCUAGCCAUCCAGAGAUUCUGUCAGUGGGCAGUUAGACUUCAACUCCCCCUUGGUAGAAUCACUUCUGAAUCACGUGAUAAUGCUCCAAAAUGGCCUAAGUGCAUGUGUUUGUGUGUGAUUUAUCUGAAAGGUAAAGUACAAUGUGGGUAAUGAUUGAUUGGUUAGUUGUGUGUGUGUAUAGGGGUUUGGUUGUAUAGCCUUAUGAUUACUCUGCUAUAAUCUCAGGGACUCCUUGUGAAAUGAUGAGUGCAAUUUCUUGAGACUCUGUCUCCUAGGGUUUGAAAAGUGAUAUUUGACAGGACUGUGUGCUCAGCAUCAUCGUGUCUUGUCAGUCCGCCUGAAUGGUGUGCUGUCUGUUUUGUCCUUGCCUCCUCCAGACUUGAUUGGAGAAAACAUCUCCAACCAAUCAAGUGUAUUUGUGUCCAUGUUCUGUACCUACAGAUAUGUUUCACAUCUGUUUGUGAUACACACAUCCUUAAGAAUGUUGUCACCUAGAUUACAUAUGUGUGCAUGUGUGUAUAUGCGUGUGUGACUACUAAGUCUGAAAAAUAAUGCUGUUUCAUCUCUUUGUAUGGAAAAAUGCUUUUAUAUUCACAAAUAUAUUUAUAUUUCUAGUCUUUGCAAAUAAUAUGUAGAUAUAUUGUAUGGUACAUGGAUAUAUUGUAAAUGUUUUAUUUUGAGGUUCCUAAAUUGUUCCCCUCAAAAGAACAGCUGUUCCUACCAUAGCGUUUUUUCUAAAAUACAAAUGUAUUAAAUAAGGAAUACAAUACCUACC